CUACAGUAUUUUUUCCACAGAUAUUUCCACCUCUCUGAUCAAACUCUCAGUUAUUUCUCUUAUCCUCUCAUUACGCUCUUACCAGCUCUCCCUCAAUCUCUACUCUUGUUUUCUCAGUGUUAAGGAAAGCACAAUACAGACUCGACCAGAAUCAUGGCAGUGGGAGAGGUGAUUCUGGGUGCUUUCCUCGAGGUGUUUUUCGACAGAUUGGCGGAUCGUAGGUUGCUGUCCUUUCUGCGUGAAUCUGGGAUAGAUUCAGUGAUAAAGCAGUGGAAGAAAAGGUUAUUGAUGAUUCAAGCAGUACUUAACGACGCAGAAGAGAAGCAACUAACCAACAAGGCAGUGAAAAUGUGGUUGGAUGAUCUGCAAGACUUGGCUUAUGAUGUAGAAGAUAUUCUGGAUUUAUAUGCCACUCAACUUGCAGAGCGCAAAUUGAUGACUACAGACCACCCCACGAACAGCUUUACUGAUUAUUUCUCUUCUUUGCUGUCCAACAGUCACAUGAAGUUGGAGAUAGAAGAGAUAACUGACCGUUUGGAAGAUCUGUGUGAACAAAGAGAUUGUCUUGGGUUGAAAGAGAUUGCUGGAGGAACAUCAACUGCUGUACCACAAAGACUACCAACUACAUCCUUGCAACUUGCACCGGCUGUUAUUGGUAGAGAUGAUGAUAAAGCCAAAAUACUUGAAAUGAUGUUGAACGAUAAACCAAGUGAUGCCAACUUUCGUGUAAUACCCAUUGUCGGAAUGGGAGGAAUUGGCAAAACAACACUUGCUCGCGAAGUGUUCAAUGACCAGAAAGUGAAAGAUUUUGACCCAAAAGUAUGGGUUUGUGCUUCGGAUUAUGAUCAUUUUGAUGUUCAAAAGAUCUACAAGGCAAUUUUGGAGGAGAUAACUUCCAAGUAUUCCGAUGUGGAGACUCUUAACCAACUACAAGUUAAACUGAGAUCUCAAGUAGUUGGCAAAAAAUUCUUGCUUGUCUUGGAUGACGUUUGGAAUGAGGAUUAUGGUAACUGGGAAAUCCUAAAAACUCCCUUCAUGGCAGGAGCACCAGGGAGUAGGAUAAUUGUUACAACACGCAACCUCAAUGUUGUAUCAACAAUGACUGGAUCCAUUGAACAUCAUAAUGUAGAGCUCUUAUCGGAAGAAGACUGCUGGUCCGUGUUCGCCAAACAUGCAUUCGAGAAUAGAGAUAUCGCUACAUUUACAAAUUUGGAAUAUAUUCGUCAAAAAGUAGCCUCAAAGUGCAGUGGCUUGCCCUUGGCUGCUAGGACUCUUGGUGGCCUUCUACGUUGUGAGCAAAGAGAAGGUAAGUGGAAAGAUGUUUUAGACAGUAAAAUAUGGGAAGAUACGUUGAACUCAAGUAAGCAUAGUGAGAUUCCGAUGGUGUUAAAGUUAAGCUAUCACCUAUUUCCGUCCCAUCUUAAAGAUGUUUGCAUAUUGUGCAAUUUUUCCAAAGAAUUAUGA
This is a messenger RNA of Pistacia vera, 1464 nucleotides long. RefSeq names its product putative disease resistance RPP13-like protein 1. The transcript is spliced from 2 exons. The record is from RefSeq and is a predicted model, not a curated record. Gene Ontology annotation, molecular function: ADP binding. Gene Ontology annotation, biological process: defense response to other organism. NCBI's taxonomy places the organism in Eukaryota, Viridiplantae, Streptophyta, Magnoliopsida, Sapindales, Anacardiaceae. The coding region runs from base 154 to 1464 and encodes 436 amino acids.